GGUCAACUUCACGAGGUUAGGUUAUGUUGUUGAUUGUUGUGGAAGGUGGAAACAGGGACUCUAGUGGAAACUGGAGAUUUAUUAUAUGAACAGCAAUAUAAUUUUGUGAGCUAUUUUCCUAAAGUAAAACAAAGUUAAUAGUUGUUUGCCUCUUGUGGUCACUAUGGCCCAGUCAUCGGAGGUUACAAAACUGCAGCAGCAUUUGACACUUCUCAAGCAGGAAUAUUCCAAAUUGCAGACUAAGUACAGAGAUGUUGAAUUUAAAUAUAAUACAAUAGCAGCUACCAACAACAAAAAUACAGAAGAUACUUUUGCUGCACGUCUUUUGAAAACAAUUAGUAGUUUAUACAAUUCAGAAAGGUAUAGUGACUUGAAAAUCAAACUAGAAAACAAAGAAAUAAAGGCUCAUAAACUAGUUCUGAAUGCUAGAAGUGAUAUAUGGAAUGAUUCUUUACUGGAUGAAAAAAACUGUCUUGAUUGGAGUGAAAUGAAUUCUGAAGUAGCAGAAGCUAUACUAUUGUGGUUGUACACCAGUAAUUUGAAUCUGUCAUCCUCUCCCAUGGUACUAGACCUAAUUAAACAAGCACAUACAUUCAAACUGAAGAACCUAGUAGAGAUGUGUGAACAGUUUCUAAUAUCGGUAGUGAAUAUACGGUCUUGCGUGAAAUUUUACUCUGUUGCUGAAGAAAUAGAAGCUGUCAAUUUGCGAGAAUAUUGUUCAGGUCUCAUAUCGACCCACUGGGAUGACUUGAAUGCUACUGAUUUCGAACAUAUGUCUGGUCCUCUCUUAUAUAAAAUGUUGAAGAGUAAAACACAAUUACCUUUACAUUCAGCCGUGAGACUGCAGAGAGAAGAUGUGGUGUUCCUGUGUCUGGUUGAAAACUCUUCUAGGGUAAGUGAUUCAGUGUUAUUUAUCAAUAAAUAG
Messenger RNA from Phaedon cochleariae (mustard beetle), 925 nucleotides. The record is from the annotation of a GenBank genome assembly. Lineage: Eukaryota; Metazoa; Arthropoda; Insecta; Coleoptera; Chrysomelidae.